This is a messenger RNA of Drechmeria coniospora, 1704 nucleotides long. RefSeq lists its product as uncharacterized. Lineage: Eukaryota; Fungi; Ascomycota; Sordariomycetes; Hypocreales; Ophiocordycipitaceae. The transcript has 2 exons. The record is from RefSeq and is a predicted model, not a curated record. The coding region runs from base 1 to 1704 and encodes 567 amino acids.
AUGGCGCCCAGAAUCUCAACGUACGGUCGGAAAAGGAGCUUGCUGAAAUCGCUGGGCUCCCGUCGCCUGCAGAAGGUGGGAAAUGCCGUAGCAUCAGAAAAUGACCUUGGGUUGCCCGCCAUUAAUUCUUCGGCGCGUACUGACUGUCGAAUCGUGGCAAAAGCUCGCCUCAUCAACCGCUUGAGUAGCAUUGAUCAGAUUGCGAGUGCGUUACUCGAUGACUCGGAUGAAAAUGUGAAUAGCAGCGGCGAUGUAGCCUCGGCUGAAACCCAGGGCCAGAUUCCGUCGUCCAUGUCGAUGCCGAUACCGAUACCGAUGCGAGACAUGUCUGCACAAGUUGUGGCAAAGGCCCACAUGGCUCCAUUUGGCAUGCAUCCAGUGUUUGAACCCGACAAUCAGUCAUCGGAGGUUCAGAAAUCGCCGCCCAAAAGAAUCAGGAGUUCAUGGGCACAGGACAGUCCUCGUCAGAAUUCUCGGGGCUCGCAUUUCACGAAACCAGCACCGCAUCAUUUCGUGUCACCGCUUGAUUUUCUUGCUGAGAAUGGUGCGCAGCACGAGAGCAGCCAGCAGCAAGAGCAAUUACGUGCGUUUGAAGAAGACGAGAAUAUUCUGCGCCCGCUUCCGCAGAGCGUGACCAUGCCCGCUGGUAGAGCUCAUACGGACGAGAUCAGCCAAAAGGUGAUGCUCAUGUUGGCUGCUACAGACGCGCUGAAGCCGAAAUCAGCGCAAGGCAUUACUUCCUCUGCGUCAAAGAUAUCUCGCAUGGUUCCUACCAAAGUUCUCACAAAGGUGUCAACCGCUUGGGAGCGGUUCAGUGCAAAGCCGUCAACACCCGAGCCAGCCUCUGGUGCCAAGCUUGGAAUUAAGCCGCGAGAAGAGGCCAAGGAUACUGCCAUGUCGGAAUGGGCCUCUACAAACGCAGUGUGCCAUGGUCGUCAUUCGACCGACUCGAUCGAGCGGAGCAUUCACGAUGCCAACUUCCACAAGAGAAAAAUGCAAAAAGUACUGGGGGGGUCCGCAAUUAGAAAAGCCAACUCGGUGUCCCGUAAGCCUCCACAACCCGGCGAAGCGAUAGAGGUUUCUGUUGGCGAGCCCACGACGGUUCAAGCACCGCCGGCUGCCAAUUACCAAUGGGAUAUUUCGGGAGCCGGGAUCGAUAACGGGGCAACCGCGGCGGGGGAGACAGCCGAAUGUCCUUUUGAGUCGGAGGUAGGAUUCGAGCACGACCUCGAGGAUAGAAUCUUGAGCACUGAGCCGACCGGGUCCUCUACACCACGAGCGCGAUCACUAAGAGGUUCUAUAGCGACCUCCUUGACUGAUUCUGCUCAGAGUCUCCACUCGGACGUUCAAGUACGAUUAGCCAGAGUUGUCAUCAAACUGGGAGACGGAAAAUUGGCCGGUACCCCGGCGCGGGAGGUGAUGUUGAAGCCAAGCCAGUCAGGAGGGGUCGUCAGGAUGGCGACGGCGGGCCAGGUUCGACCACGGGAGACUCUGAAUGCCGGCAACCGUGUCAGCUACGUCAAAGGUGAUGAGAGGGUAAAGAAGCAUCCAUCCCCUAGCAAGCAGCAGUUGGAAGAACUUGAGGUGGGCCUUCAGCGGUACUUUCCACCCGAGGCGCCCGCCCCCGACCUUGACGUUGACCAAGCCGCAGAAAAGAAGGACCAAGCACGCCGAUAUUGCUCACGAAAGAUCGUAACCGAUUGA